Messenger RNA from Cottoperca gobio, 6031 nucleotides. Its product is annotated as AP2-associated protein kinase 1-like. Gene Ontology annotation, molecular function: protein kinase activity; ATP binding. The transcript has 21 exons. Gene Ontology annotation, biological process: protein phosphorylation. NCBI's taxonomy places the organism in Eukaryota, Metazoa, Chordata, Actinopteri, Perciformes, Bovichtidae. The record is from RefSeq and is a predicted model, not a curated record. The coding region runs from base 729 to 4184 and encodes 1151 amino acids.
UUGUUCAUCUGACCAAUCACAUCAAGAGAAGUCCAGCAGCAGAGUCCGCAGAGAGGACUAUCCCCACUAGCAUACUCUGUUUGUAGCUACGUUAGCUCUGUCAUUAAGUUAGUUAACCAGCGUUCAUACAGCCUGCUGGACGCACAAAAGCAGAUAGGUCUGUCAUUUUACUACGAUAAAGACGAGUAGAGCAACAGGUGAACUAAAUAAUAUUUCGGGUGGAAGAUACAGGUGGAAAUGUGUAAUAAGCUGCAUUGGACACUUAGGACCUACCUGGCUUCCAGCCUAUCAACUGACAGCUGUCACCGCUCCUAGCUGCUUAGCUAGCUGGCUAGGUGAGCUAACGGCUAACAAGUGUUUUUUCGGGCUCAUUGCCUGGCUAAUUUAGCCAGUCAGUGCUGCUAUCUGUUCAGAGAGGAACGCGGUGACUUCCGCAUGAACGUAAUAUCUUAUUAUUUUCUCAAAAGUAUUUGACUCCGCCUGGUAUUCCAACCAUGAGUUAGCCAAGGAGUGUCGGACCGCAGUGUUUAGAAUAUUUUGAGGUCCAGCUAGUUAGCUAGUAUUUAGCUUGAAGCUACCAUACCGCAUUCAUUCAAUUAUUGAAAAACUGCUUAACCGUUUACACCAGCACCUCAACGAACAGAGACUGCUUAUCUCCAAACUCAAUUGUUAUUACGAUACAAAUACAUUUUGGACUUGAACGUGCUUUGGAUAACCUCGGAGGAAAAAUGAAGAAAUUUUUUGAUUCUCGUCGGGAGCUGGUGAGCUCUGGGCCUGGCUCCGGAGUCGGUGGAGGAGGCGCUGGUUCCGGCGGCGGUGGUACCUUCAUCGGACGGGUCUUCACCAUUGGACGAUAUCAAGUAACCGUCGAGGAAAUUGUCGCUGAAGGAGGUUUUGCCAUAGUUUUUUUGGUGCGGACUCAUCAAGCUGUACGUUGUGCACUAAAAAGGAUGUAUGUCAACAAUGAGCAUGAUCUGCAAGUCUGCCAACUCGAGAUACAGAUCAUGAGGGACCUAGUGGGCAACAAAAACAUAGUUGGUUUCCUGGACUCCAGCAUAACUGCAGUUGGAGCUGGCGAUGUGUGGGAAGUCCUAAUCUUAAUGGACUUCUGUAGAGGUGGGCAGGUGGUUAACCUAAUGAACCAGCGAUUACAGACGGGUUUCACUGAAGCCGAGGUGUUACAGAUCUUUUGUGACACGUGCGAGGCGGUUGCUCGUCUCCACCAGUGCAAUACCCCAAUCGUCCAUCGAGAUCUCAAGGUGGAAAAUAUUCUUCUGCACGACCGCGGACACUACGUGCUCUGUGAUUUUGGAAGUGCCACCAACCGCUUCCAAAACCCUCAGACAGAGGGGGUGCCAGUGGUGGACGAGGAAAUCAAAAAGUACACUACUCUGUCAUACCGCGCUCCAGAGAUGGUCAAUCUCUAUGGUGGAAUGAUUAUCACAACAAAGGCAGACAUUUGGGCCAUGGGUUGUCUACUCUAUAAGCUGUGCUACUUCACACUUCCUUUUGGUGAGAGCCAAGUGGCUAUCUGUGAUGGAAAUUUCACUAUCCCAGACAACUCUCGCUAUUCCCAGGACAUGCACUGUCUCAUCAGAUACAUGCUGGAACCUGACCCAGAUACGAGACCAGACGUCUACCAAAUAUCCUACAUUGCCUUUAAACUGGCACGACGAGAGUGUCCAGUCCCAAAUGUACAUAAUUCACCUAUUCCUGCAAAACUUCCCGAGCCUGUCAGAGCCAGUGACGCAGUGGCCAAAAAGAGUCAAUCCAAAGCCAGGCUCACAGACCCAACUCCUACCAUGGAAACCUCAAUUGCACCUCGCCAACGACCUAAGGCUGGCCAGGCUCAACCCCAGCCGAUAUCAGGCAUCCUUCCCAUCCAGCCAGCUCUCACCCCACGCAAGAGACCCAAUGUGGCUGCUGGAGGACCCCAGGCCAUAGGUGUUGGUAUCAAUGUCCCAACUCCAGCUGCAGCCGCUGUUCAAGCUGCUGCACCGCAGCCAGCUCAGACAGCCAACAUGCUGUCACAGCCUACACCACAGCAUCAGCAGCUCCUCAUGAAGCAACAGCAAGCCACACCAUUCUUAAGCCCACAGAGCAACCAGCAGCGUCAACUGAUACAGACCCUCCAGCAGCAACAACAAACAUCGUCUCAGGCGUUUACCCUGCUGCAGUCCAAAGAUAAGCCUGUUCCUCCAGUUAUUGCCCUUCAACUGCACCACCGGCAGCAUUUAGCUCCUGUCCAUGAAACGGCAGCUUCUCAUCUGACCCCCAUCCCUGAGUCUGCAGUCGCUGGUCCUGCAGCUGACCCAGAGAUGGCUGGCCGAGUGAUUCACAAAGUCGGCUCACUGACGCCCCCCUCGUCGCCAAAGAUGGCCCCUAAGAGCGGCCACAGACGCAUAUUGAGCGAUGUCACUCACAGUGCCGUGUUUGGGGUCCCAGUCAGCAAGUCCACCCUGCUACUCCAGGCAGCCGCAGCUGAGGCUAGCCUCAACAAGUCCAAAUCAGCCAGCACUACUCCUUCUGGCUCCCCCUGCUCGUCCCAGCAGAGUGUGUAUCAUCCAGGUGAUGGUGACGCCCAAUUGGCCCUUACUGCACCCAACAUUCAGCCCAGCUGGAACCCCUUUGGGGAUGAUAACUUCUCCAAGCUAACAGCAGAGGAGCUGCUUAACAAAGACUUUGCGAAGCUAGCUGAGACUGCUGCACCAGGAGAGAAGGUCACAGGCUCCAGUGAAAAUCUCAUUCCAGGGAUCAAUGCUUUUCCAGCUGAAAGAUCUGCAGACAUCAUGAGUGCAGGUUCAGCGUUGUUGACUGUCCCGGACCCUUUUAAUACCCUCUCCCUCUCUGACACCACAGAGAAGCUGAUUGAGGGACUAAAGUCUCCUGAAACUUCUCUGCUGCUCCCCGACCUCUUAACCCUGGUCAACCCCUUCAAUAGUUCUGCAGAGAACUCCGCAAAUGUGAAAUCAGAGGUGUGUGUGGAUUCACUGAUUCCUGGUUUGGAAGCCCCCCAGGCCCAGCGACACUCAGGCCAGCCGGAGCUCAACCCUGCCAGCAUGCCAGACUCUCUCACUGGGGAGGACUCUCUGCUGGGUUGCGAUCUGUUAUCUCUUACUUCUCCUCAUGGAAACCAGUCUGGUUCUGCUCUCCCAUCCUCCUCCUCCUGCUCCUCUGCUCCUCCUGGCUGCGGCUCUGGAUCCUGUCUGGAGGAGCUGCCGCCUGGCCAAACAGCUUCUGACUCUGCUUUCCUCAUGUCGUGUGGGGAGAAGGGCAAUGGCGACGAGUUUGACCCUAUUCCUGUGCUCAUCUCCAAAAACUCAAACCAAGAUGUUCAAGGGGAGAGUAAUGGCUACUCUGUGCUUGAUGAAGGACGGGAGACUGAACUUCAAGAAGGAGAUUCUCAAGCAAACGAGAGCUGUGUGCACUCCAGCGACGAAGAAGAUGAUGAUGAUGAUGAUUAUGAGGAGGAGGAGGAAGAAGAAGCCCAUAAAGAAGAGCAGCAGGAUGAGGGAGCCAUUGAGAGUCAUGCAGCAGCCCAUGACUGCAGUGGCUCCAGACCUCUGCUGCUUGACUCUGAGGACGAAGAAGAACCAGGACCUCAGUUAGCCCUCCACUCAUCGCCACACUCCAGCACAGUACCAACGCAACCAUCGACUACCUUCCACCAACCUACUCCAAGCACCUUCGCUCAGAAUCAUUCCCAGCAUGUACACGAGCCAGCACAAGGGGCAGAUGCUGCUGCUGCAGAUGUUUUCUUGAAAGCCCCCUUUCCAAUCGUGCAAGAAGAAUCAGCCGAUGUGUUUGCCAACGCUCCGUUUCCACGCGCGCACACUGCAGCUCCGCAGCCGUUCGAUGUGUUCUCUCAGGCUCCCUUCGGAAAAAGAAAGGAGGCUACAGUAGCUCAUCCCUCAUAUGCUGUGACCCCUGAUCAAGGUGUGUUGGGACAAGUUGUCCAACAACCAUUCCGCCCACAAGCUCUGGCCAAAUAUUCCCGACACUUUGAGGGACCUGUGCCCCAGCAGCCAGUAGCAGCUCAUCGAGUAGUGUCUAACGUGAGCAGGCAAGCCGCUGUGGCAUCGGUCCCUGUCGGACCUCUUCACUUGUGGACCUCUGAAGUGAGCGCCGUAGACCCUUUCGUCUCUGCACCCUUUCACCUCAAGGCCACGCAAGAAAAGCCCUGAGCGCACACUCAGAGGGCAGGGCAGUGGGUAUCUGCACUCAUCACUGAAUUAUGCAAACUAUACCAGGCAUACUGCAUGCUGUCACCAGCACUGCAGCUGGACUGCAGGCCUGCAUGGAUCUCAUUCUUAACUGGCUCCAAUUAGUGAUAGUGCAAGGUCAUCUUUACACUUGAAUGCUCCGUUAGAGUGAGAAAACUGACAUCGUCACCUGACUCCCAGUCACUUUUUAUUUUUCCUGUCGCAUCCUUUUAUCUCUUGAAUUGUCCUUAAUGCUUUCGGUACGUACAUCUACACAAAGAAAAUAUAGUGGUCAAGCAUUUGAUUGUUUUCUUGCCUACCUCAGUUGCUUUUUGUGUCGACGCUAAAAACACAACACAGCGAGGGAGUUUCGUAAAUUGUCUGCAUCUUGGGCAGUUUAAUUUCCUGUAUAUUUGAGCUUUACUGUGAAACUAUGAUCUUAUAACACCUCAUUCCUCCAGUGUAUUAGUUCUCAGAGGUGUGUGUGAUGUAGCUUGAAUCUAAAGAUCAUAACUUCACAGAAGCUUGAAAGAGGAAAAGACACUGAUGGAAUUUAUCUGUCAUUAUAUCAAACAAGAAAUGGGUUAACAACCUGACAAUUAUGCCCUCAAGUCAAUAGUUUUGGGCCCUUUGGUCUUUAUGUUUGACAGUUUAUGAGGCAGGUUCUGGAUAAUGAUGCAUAGACAUUUCAAGGAUAACAUGUGUUGAUAUGAAAUGUAACUUUUGUUUAAUUCCAAAAUGUUGUCAUUAUGUUUGUGGUCAUUGUCCUGUCUAAUGAAAAUGGAAUAUCAGUGUGUAUUCCAUGUAAGUUAACGUGUUUAAAUGUUAGGCUAUGAAAAUACACAAUAGUAGUUUCUAUGUUAGAUAAUUGUAGAAGAAUCACUUUUCUUUGUUUCUACUUACUUUACCGGGUGAUAUCUCUGAAGCCUUACACUCUUACAGUACGUCCUUCCGACCACAUCAAACGGCAUAAAUCACUUUAGCCUUUUGUACCCUCCUUUAAAAAAAACUGCUGCAUUUACAUCAUUUUAUUGCACUUGCAUUCAGCACCAAAUACUCUGUGUACAAUCAUGUACAACUUUCUUUUGCUGUCUGCGGUAUGCUAAUUCACCAAGAUUGUCAUUCAACUCUGCAAUGCAUCUUUAUCAUAGGCCUCUAUAACUCCAACUGUGUACUAACCGUGACUCACUUAUCAACAACUAAAGUGAAAACUUUAACUAGAAAAAUUAAUAAAAAUGCUUUCCUGCAGUCACACACAUAUCUACGGCACUUAUGCUUCGCAGUUCCAGUCAGGGAUUGUAAUGGUAGUAUCUUUUAAGGGAGAUCUUGAAUGGUGACUGAUUGAUGACAUUCCUUUUGAAUUUAUUUCCAUUGCCAUUUGGGAAUAUUUUAUUGUCUUUGUGCUCUGUAAAAUCAUGGAACACUUUUUUGGUUCCCACCAUGGCACUUUUAAGAAAGGGGAUCCAACCUGUUUCAGCCCAAAGUUAAUUUCAUGUAUUCCUUCUGUUGCAAUGUAAAGAUCUUGUUUUCUUUUCUUUUUGACGUGUAUAAUCUUUUUUUUUUUUUAUAUAUAUAUAUAAAUGCUCACUUUUCUCACCCAACUUGUAUACAUGAAGGUUGCACAUAGUAUCUGACACAGUCAGGGUUCUCUAAGAAUGUGUUUUGAUUGUAACACAGCUGUAAAAUGUAUUUCAAUCAGUGUUGUAUAGGAACAACUGAUACUGUUGGACAAAAAAAGCACUCGAAAUACUUGUUAUGCUGCACAGCCUGCCUUUGAAAACUAUGUUGUAAGUCAUAAAAAAAAAACUAUUAAAUGAAUGUAAAUCCAG